Amoebophrya sp. A25 is the source of this 414-nucleotide messenger RNA. The record is from the annotation of a GenBank genome assembly. Lineage: Eukaryota; Dinophyceae; Syndiniales; Amoebophryaceae.
AGAAGUCAUACUCUCGCUGAAGGUCAAGUUUCUGCUCAAACACAAAUAACUUCACCAGGUCCGCCUGGCCCACCAGCUUUCUCCGGUCAUGGAGAUCCUCAAGUUCCAUCCGAUUACCGACGAACCACAGUAGAGCAAGGAGAAGAAACGGCAAUUGACGGAAAAACGAUAGCAGUGCCGCGAAGUUGGAUGCCAAGAAUGGACGAAUCUAUACUACAUCCUCCAGAGCCACCUCCACGUCCACAAGAAGCAUUAGAAGACACCACUAAAACUAUAGUACGAGGACGAGCCAUCAACAACACAUCCGAUAUAACAGAGUUCCAACUACAUCAACCACGAGGGCCGUUGCAACCACAUCCACAUCCACAAGAGACAAGUGUAGGAUCUGGAUGUACAAAGGAGAUCGCAACUGAA